Molecule: messenger RNA, 267 nt
Organism: Opisthorchis viverrini
Lineage: Eukaryota; Metazoa; Platyhelminthes; Trematoda; Opisthorchiida; Opisthorchiidae
Exons: 3
Coding region: 1-267 (88 amino acids)
Source: RefSeq, a predicted model, not a curated record
AUGCAAGCGUGGAAAUCAGUAUGGGCCAAAGUUGCCCCAUCCUAUUCCCCACGUUCACCUGUUCGAACCAGGGCAGUGGGAGACAACAUUUGUAAUAGACUACUCAUAAGGUUGCUGAAAAUCCAUCGACAGCCCCCGACCGGUUUCGCCCUUCCACUUCGGGCUCAUCAGGCAACUGAAUGUGCUGCACCAGGCCGCCUCAUGGUUCAGUCGGUACGAUAUUUGAAAUAUCGCGAUACAUGUAUAUUUGUAAUGUACUACUCAUAA